This is a messenger RNA of Parus major (Great Tit), 2878 nucleotides long. It is a transcript of the gene NRF1, whose product is annotated as nuclear respiratory factor 1. Lineage: Eukaryota; Metazoa; Chordata; Aves; Passeriformes; Paridae. Gene Ontology annotation, biological process: regulation of transcription by RNA polymerase II. Bases 121 to 1659 code for a protein of 512 amino acids. Gene Ontology annotation, molecular function: DNA-binding transcription factor activity, RNA polymerase II-specific; RNA polymerase II cis-regulatory region sequence-specific DNA binding. The record is from RefSeq and is a predicted model, not a curated record. The transcript is spliced from 10 exons. Gene Ontology annotation, cellular component: nucleus.
AUUCUCUGAUUCUGUGAUUCUCUGAUUCUGUGAUUCCAUGAUCCGCUGUCCCCAGGGGAGGUGAUCUCUGUCCCUCAUGCUCAUAGCCCGUGAUUUUGUCCCCUCUUCCAGUGACUCUUGAUGGAAGAACACGGAGUGACCCAGGCAGAGCACAUGGCUACCAUCGAGGCCCACGCCGUGGCCCAGCAGGUGCAGCAGGUGCACGUGGCCACCUACACGGAGCACAGCAUGCUGAGCGCCGACGAGGACUCACCCUCCUCGCCCGAGGACACCUCCUACGACGACUCCGACAUCCUCAACUCCACGGCUGCCGACGAGGUCACCGCUCACCUGGCAGCUGCAGGCCCUGUGGGGAUGGCAGCAGCUGCUGCCGUGGCAACGGGGAAGAAACGGAAGAGACCUCACGUUUUUGAGUCCAACCCCUCCAUUCGGAAGAGGCAACAGACACGUUUGCUCAGGAAGCUCCGGGCCACGCUGGAUGAGUACACCACCAGAGUGGGGCAGCAGGCCAUCGUCCUGUGCAUCUCACCCUCCAAACCCAACCCUGUCUUCAAAGUAUUCGGUGCUGCACCCUUGGAGAAUGUGGUACGCAAGUACAAGAGCACCAUCCUGGAAGAUCUGGAAUCGGCGCUGGCCGAGCACGCUCCGGCCCCUCAGGAGGUCAACUCGGAGCUGCCUCCCCUCACCAUCGAUGGCAUCCCUGUCUCCGUGGACAAGAUGACCCAGGCACAGCUGAGAGCCUUCAUCCCCGAGAUGCUGAAGUAUUCCACGGGUCGUGGCAAGCCAGGCUGGGGCAAGGAGAGCUGCAAGCCCAUCUGGUGGCCCGAGGACAUUCCGUGGGCCAACGUCCGCAGCGAUGUCCGCACGGAGGAGCAGAAGCAGCGGGUCUCCUGGACCCAGGCCCUGCGGACCAUCGUGAAGAACUGCUACAAGCAGCACGGGCGCGAGGACCUGCUCUACGCCUUCGAGGACCAGCAGACCCCGCAGACCACGACCACGCACAGCAUCGCCCACCUGGUGCCCUCCCAGACCGUGGUACAAACCUUCAGCAACCCCGACGGCACCGUGUCCCUCAUCCAGGUUGGCACCGGUGCCACGGUGGCCACGUUGGCCGACGCCUCCGAGCUGCCCACCACGGUCACCGUGGCACAAGUCAAUUAUUCUGCCGUGGCUGACGGAGAGGUGGAGCAGAACUGGGCGACGCUACAGGGUGGGGAGAUGACGAUCCAGACGACGCAGGCCUCCGAGGCCACGCAGGCGGUGGCCUCCUUAGCCGAGGCGGCGGUGGCGGCGUCGCAGGAGAUGCAGCAGGGAGCCACUGUCACCAUGGCACUCAACAGUGAAGCCGCUGCCCACGCCGUAGCCACGCUGGCCGAGGCCACCCUCCAAGGAGGGGGACAGAUUGUCCUGUCUGGGGAAACUGCAGCAGCGGUUGGGGCGCUCACUGGAGUCCAGGAUGCCAAUGCUGGCUCUGUAUCCUUAGUUUGGGGUUUUUUUUGGGGGGAAAACUGCUCUGUGAUGUGUGGCUGUGCCCAGCACAGGAAGGGCCAGCCUUGGUCAAUUAACACAAUUAGUUGGUGCCAUAAUAAACUCAUCUCCAGAACUCUUAAACCAAUAUUUUAUUACUUAUUUCCUGCCUUUCUCCAGUCUUUUUUUUAACUUGGUGACUGCUCCUGAGGCAGCCUCGGGUCGUUUUCCUCCUGCUUCAUUUUGCUUUCGAUUCCAGGGAUUCUCUGUAGCAUUUCCCACCUGUUCUGUGCUUUCUGCCAAGUCUGGUGACUUUUGCAGUUCUCCAGACUAGAAAUGAAACUGUAAAUCUAUAAAACCCAGCUGAAGAGAUGAAAGGAAUGUGAAAAUGUGCCUCUCUGGGGCUCAUCCGCUGCCUCUGGUUGCUCUGCGCUCCUGCCUGGAGGUGUUUAAGGAACACCUGAAUGCCUUGGUGUUGGCUCAUAGGUUGGACUCAGUGAUCCCAGAGGUCUUUUCCAGCCCAACUCUGGGAUAAUUUCCAAGCUCAGACUGGAUUUUAUGGAAUUACCCAAAAAACCCCACCGGUUAUUUGGGUUAGGUGGAAGGAGUUGGGUCAAAAUCCGGCCGGAAAAGGGCACAAAAAGGUGAAGCUGUAAAGAAACAUCACCUCGAGGGUGGUAAAUUGUCAAAGAGGGGCCAAGUGUCAGAAGUGUCACUUUGCAGGAAAGCAGAAACCUGCUCAGGUGAGAGCUGACUUCCAUCAGAAUCCUCAUCCAGCCGGGAGCGCUCUCCGUGUGAGAGAGACCUCGGUGUUUCGUUUGCAGCAGAGGAGGGAGGAGGAAUUUGACUCAGAGCUGUUUGAUUCCCUUGCUGUGGAGUCAGCCAGCCUGAAGAGGGAGCAGAAAUGAAGGGAAAUCCGUGUCCUCAGAGCUGGGAAUUCAUCAGGCACCGAGGGAAGAGCAGGAUUGUGUUUAUUGUCAGGGCGAUAAGUGCUGAGUGUUUAUCGGGGGCAGGAUCUGGAUGCUCAAAACCAGCAGCUGAUCAGAUUUGGAGAAGCAGAUCUGCACCCCUGGCUCCUUUUUGCUCUGCUUCCAAAAUGUUUUCACUCUCUGGAUUCCUCUGGAUGCUUCCCCUAAAACUCCCCUUCUCCACUCCAAACCUGAGUCACUCCACCUCACUCUCCGAGCGCUGACAUCAUUUUAAUACAGGCUGGAGUUUGGUUUUUUUCUCCCUUUUUUCCCUCCUUUUCUUUUUUUUUCCUAGCAGCCAAGUUGGAAAUCAGAUGGGAUUUAGAGUGCAUUAAGGGGAGAGACUGCAGCAUUUUCCUGUGAGCAAAACCUCACCCACAGCCCCUCGCCUGGUUUCCACUCUCCUUCGAUUUGCUGUAAUCUCCGGUGGUAUUAAAGGGAAG